AGCGGCUCCCCUUCCGUUUCCCGGGGCAGAAGAUGGCGGCGGCGGUGCGCGUGGAGGAGCUGCUGGCGGCGGCGGCGCCGGGCGAGCGGGAGGCGCCCAGCUCCGUGUCGGUGGAGAAGGAGCUGGAGCUGGAGUUCGACCUGGGCAACCUGCUGGCGCUCGACCCCAACCCUCCGCCGGCAGCGGGGCUGCGCGGGGCCGGGCCGCGGCGGGAGGCGGCGCUGCGGGCGCUGGCCCGGGACAACGCGCAGCUGCUGGUGGCGCAGCUCUGGGCGCUGCCGGCCGAGCGGGCCGGGGGGGCGGCGGGGCCGCUGGUGGCCAGCCUGCCCGAGCCCUCCUGCCGCCUGCCCCGCGAGAAGCCGCCGCCGAAGCCGCGGCCGCCCACCCGCUGGGAGCAGUUCGCCCGCCUCAAGGGCAUCCGGCGGCGCAAGCGGACCUCGCUGGUGUGGGACGAGCAGGCCAAGGAGUGGCGGAGGCGCUGGGGGUACCGGCGGGCGGGGGGAGACCCGGCCCGCUCCUGGCUGCUGGAGGUGCCGGAGGGCGCCGACCCGGAGGAGGACCAGUUCGCCAAGAAGCGGCAGGAGAAGCGGGAGCGGGUGGCCCGCAACGAGUUCAACCGCCUGCGCAACCUGGCCCGCGCUCACCGUGCUUCCACUGCAAUCCCAGCCCCGCCGCUGCACCCCACCGGCCACCAGAGCCGCCAGGAGCUGGGCCUGGCUGCCCGUGUCGCCCGCGUCUCCACCGCCUCGCUCGGCCGCUUCCAGCCCCGGCUGCCCAAGGAGCCGGUGGAGCUGCCCCCGCGAGGCCGCUGCAGCAAGAAGCGGCGCUUCGAGCCGGUACUGGGCGACCUGGCAGCCGAGCGUGGGCGGCAGCUGGAGCUGCUGAAGGCCAUGAACAGCAAGAAGCCGGCCCUCGACAUCACCCGCGCCGUCAACAAGCAGCUCCGCGAGGAGGACGCUGAGGCGGCCGCCGCCAAGGGCAAGAAGCAGAAGCAGCGUGGGAAGCGGGGUCGCCGGCAGCAGCAGCGGCCUGCCCGUGGGGGCAGGAAGAGCGGGGCCCGGCGGCAGCAGCGCCCUGCAGGUGGCAACGUCACAGGUGGCAAGAGAAAGAAGGCUUGAGGCAGGGACUGCGGGACUGUGUGUGUGUGUCACAUGCUGGGGGUGCCUGCUGAGGGGCAUGAAGGGACUGCUGGUGCCGGCCGCCUGCUCUGCAUGCUGCUCCCACACCUCAUUGUCAAUAAACGUGGUCUGUUUUUUUCUAAA
Messenger RNA from Anas platyrhynchos (mallard), 1262 nucleotides. RefSeq names its product ribosome biogenesis regulator 1 homolog (gene RRS1). The record is from RefSeq and is a predicted model, not a curated record. Gene Ontology annotation, biological process: ribosomal large subunit biogenesis; ribosome biogenesis; endonucleolytic cleavage in ITS1 to separate SSU-rRNA from 5.8S rRNA and LSU-rRNA from tricistronic rRNA transcript (SSU-rRNA, 5.8S rRNA, LSU-rRNA). NCBI's taxonomy places the organism in Eukaryota, Metazoa, Chordata, Aves, Anseriformes, Anatidae. Gene Ontology annotation, molecular function: protein binding. Gene Ontology annotation, cellular component: nucleus; preribosome, large subunit precursor; nucleolus.